CCUGCCUUCUCCCAGCCGGCCGUCCGCUCUCACGAUUGAAAAAAAAAAGGAUGGCAGAGGCCCCCAUGUCAUGUGACUGUUUUGUUUCCUUGCCCCCCGGCUCUCGUGACGACCAUGUGAUUUUUGGGAAGAACUCGGACCGUCCCCGGGAUGAGGUGCAGGAGGUGGCCUCCUACCCUGCAGCAUCCCACCCUCCAGGCUCCAUGCUGGAGUGCACGUACAUCCAGAUCCCACAGGUGGAGCAGACCCAUGCUGUCAUCCUCAGCAAACCCGCCUGGAUGUGGGGGGCUGAAAUGGGAGCCAACGAUCAGGGGGUCUGUAUUGGGAAUGAGGCAGUCUGGACUCGAGAGCCCGUCUGCCCCGGAGAGGCUCUGCUGGGCAUGGACCUUGUCCGGCUGGGGCUAGAGCGUGGAGACAGUGCCUGGGCAGCGCUGGCAGUGAUCACUGGCCUCCUGGAGCAGCAUGGCCAGGGAGGGCCGUGCAGGGAAGAUCCGGAGCCCUUCAGCUACCACAACACCUUCCUGUUGGUGGACCGCAAAGAGGCCUGGGUCCUGGAAACCGCCGGGAGGCUGUGGGUGGCGCAGAAAGUCACAGAGGGUGUGAAGAACAUAUCCAACCAGCUGACCAUCGGCGCCGACAUCAUGGCAGAGCACCCGGAGCUGCGGAGCGUGGCUCAGGCUCAGGGCUGGUGGGACGGUGAAGGGGAGUUCAACUUCUCUCAGGUGUUCAGCCCAGAGAACCCGCCCGCCAGGAUGGAGAUGGCCAAAAAGCGUUACAAGGGAGGCACAGAGCUCCUCCAGCAGCAUGAUGGCUCAGUGACAGCAGAGGUGAUGAUGUCCAUUCUGAGGGACAAGCCAAGCGGCAUCUGCAUGGAUUCUGGUGGUUUCUGCACCACGGGAAGCAUGGUGUCUGUCCUGCCCAAAGACACCAGCCUGCCCUGCAUCCACUUCUUCACUGCCACUCCAGACCCCUCCAGGUCUAUAUUCAAGCCUUUUAUCUUCUCGGAGGGUUCCACCCGAGUGCUGAGGGUGGUCUCCCCACAGUUCGGCCCAGACGACCCCGUCAGGAAGCAGCCUCGCUUUCAGACCCAGGUGGACCGCAGACACGACCUGUACAAGGCCCACCAGACGGCGCUCAACACCAUGGAGACCAACCCGGACGAGGGUUUAGCUGUCUAUGAGAUUCUGAGGGACCUGGAGUCACAGUGUCUGAGCGAGAUUUCAGCCAUGCUGAGUGGAGAGAUAUCCGGAGACGAGCUGGGGGACUUGUUUUUUGAUUGCGUGGACACAGAGAUUAAGUUCUACGAGUGAGGAGUGCCCUCAGGUGGACAUCCCUAGCGCUCGCAGGAGUGGCAGGAGAGGACCCUGGGACUGUUUGAUCUCCUCCUCUGAGUGGCCUGCGCUUCACUCACGCAACACACAUCUCUCACACCAUUCCAUCGUUAACACAGACUAAAUGUCUAUAAUGCACAUGUGAUUGGAGCUUAUUUAUCAUCUGUAUCACCCAGGGAGCAAUGACUGCACCUCAUUAGUGAGUAUAAUGAUGUAGACUUACACAGGCGCCUACAUAGAGCUGUGUGUGAUGUUGCACAAAUUCUGUAAGUAUGGCAUUUGUUUAACAUUUCAGUUGUUCUUGCAAAUGAAUGGGUUGUCAUUUGAUGGCUACCAGUAGGGAAGGAUCUAAUAAAGAAUGUGUAUAGUGUG
This is a messenger RNA of Scomber japonicus (chub mackerel), 1703 nucleotides long. RefSeq names its product secernin 2 (gene scrn2). Gene Ontology annotation, biological process: proteolysis. The record is from RefSeq and is a predicted model, not a curated record. The coding region runs from base 51 to 1310 and encodes 419 amino acids. Lineage: Eukaryota; Metazoa; Chordata; Actinopteri; Scombriformes; Scombridae. The transcript is spliced from 9 exons. Gene Ontology annotation, molecular function: cysteine-type exopeptidase activity; dipeptidase activity.